GGUGUGGAGGGAGGGUGUGGUGUGGGGACGCGCCCCAACCGAAAGAGGAGCUUCCUAAGAGCAGCAAAGCCCCAGGCAUACCAAGCAACCAGACCCACGGACUGGGGAGGGAUAGGCUGAACCUGGACUCCCUGCAGGGGCACCUAGGAGGGGCGGCCAACUCCAGGUGUGAGGGCACUGAGUGUGGGGAGAGGGAGCCCGCUGAGAAAGGGAAGAGGCAGAGCUGCUGUACAAGUGCAGGGAGCGGGAAGCUACACCGGCCACCGGCUGCCGCUUCCCGCCGCCUCCAGCCUCGGCAGCAGCAGGAACAGCAGGGGGAGGAGCAACAGCUGCCAAAUUCGCCAACUGGAAGAGGGGGAGGCGGAGCUUGAGUCCCAGUAGAAGCUGAAGCACAGCCUGGACUGUAGUUUCCCUGGAGAGACCAGAGCAGGAACAAGAGCCGAGUGGAGUGCAGUCUUCCGAGCAUCAGCUCCCGCAUCCCGCCAGGGGUUGAAGGUGUGUGGGAGGCUUGAACCUACUCCAGUAUGGCUUUCCUUGGACUAUUCUCUUUGCUGGUUCUAUACAGUGUGGUGGUGGGGGCCACUUUCUCUGAAGAUACCAUUGCUGAGUUGUCAGUGAAUAUGUAUAACCAUCUUCGAGUCACCGGGGAAGAUGAAAAUAUUCUCUUCUCUCCAUUGAGUAUUGCUCUUGCCAUGGGAAUGAUGGAACUUGGCGCUCAGGGGUCCACUCUAAAGGAAAUCCGCCAUUCAAUGGGAUAUGACAGCCUGAAAAAUGGAGAUGAACUUUCUUUUUUAAAGGAUUUUUCAAACAUGGUAGCUGCUGAAGAGAGCCAAUAUGUGAUGAAAAUUGCCAAUUCCCUCUUUGUGCAAAAUGGAUUUCAUAUCAAUGAUGAGUUUUUGCAAAUGGUGAAAAAAUACUUUAAUGCAGAAGUAAAUCAUGUGGACUUCAGUCAAAAUGUAGCUGUGGCCAACCACAUCAAUAAGUGGGUGGAAAAUAACACAAAUAAUCUGCUAAAAGAUUUGGUGUCCCCAAGGGAUUUUGAUGCUGCCACUCAUCUGGCCCUCAUCAAUGCUGUCUAUUUCAAGGGGAACUGGAAGUCACAGUUUAGACCUGAAAAUACUAGAACCUUUUCCUUCACUAAAGAUGAUGAAAGUGAAGUACAGAUUCCAAUGAUGUAUCAACAAGGAGAAUUUUAUUAUGGGGAAUUUAGUGAUGGAUCCAAUGAAGCUGGUGGUAUCUACCAAGUCCUAGAAAUACCAUAUGAGGGAGAUGAGAUAAGCAUGAUGCUGGUACUGUCCAGACAGGAAGUUCCACUGGCCACUCUGGAGCCAUUGGUCAAAGCACAGCUGAUUGAAGAAUGGGCCAACUCUGUGAAGAAGCAAAAAGUGGAAGUAUACCUGCCCAGGUUCACAGUUGAACAGGAAAUUGACUUAAAAGACAUUUUGAAGGGUCUUGGAAUAACUGAAAUUUUCAUCAAAGAUGCAAAUUUGACAGCCCUGUCUGAUAACAAAGAGCUAUUCCUUUCCAAAGCAAUUCACAAGUCUUUCAUAGAGGUUAAUGAAGAAGGCUCAGAAGCUGCCGCUGCCUCAGGAAUGAUUGCAAUUAGUAGGAUGGCGGUGCUGUAUCCUCAAGUUAUUGUGGACCAUCCAUUUUUCUUUCUUAUCAGAAACAGGAGAACUGGUACAAUCUUAUUCAUGGGACGAGUCCUGCAUCCUGAAACAAUGAACCCAAGUGCACAUGAUUUUGAGGAACUUUAAAUGACUCCAUUUGAGUAACAAGGAAAACUGCAACAAAGCACAUUAUGUUUGCAACUGAUCUAUAUUUAGGAUUUGUGUUUUACAGUGUAUCUUAAGAUAAUGUUAAAAAUAGCUCCAGAUAGAAACAAUAUAUGUGAAUUACAGGUCAACCUGUCAAGGAUAUUAUCAGUAUUAAGGUAGUGGUCCUGUUAUGUCAUUGUGUUUGCUAUGCUGUUGUUUAAAAUAAAAGUACAUAUUGAACAUGUAAACAGCUGUUUUUCAUUUUAAAAGUAGCAGUAGUAGUAUAUAUAUACCUGUCAGUUAAAUUUGGAAACAAUGAUAUUUCAGUAGAAAUUGGAGUAUGCAGAUACCAAUAUGAGAAUUUGGAAAUAGUAAUGUUUUGGGGCUUCUAAAGUCUUUCAUAAUUAUGCAGAAUCAAAGCACCAAGGUAAAUUAGCAUUGCAGUAUAGAGGGCAGGACAAGGAAAUGUAAGCUGAAUGUCUGUAAAGCUCCAUAACAAAACCUGUUAGAAAAAAAUAGGACUAUGCAAACCCUUAUAGACAUUACUGGUUUGUCUAUUUACAAUGGUAUGAUGCUUUUUUAUCAUUAUUUUAGAGUGUACUCCUUCCAUUUAUUAAAAAUAAAAAAGGUUUACUGUAAAACAAUAUGUCAUGUGAUGCCAGCAGUAAUCUCAUAUAUUUUGUGCUUACCCAAUCUCUUAACUGCAUCAAGAGGCUACAUCAACUGAUUGACUGCAACAUCUAGAUUUGUGUAAGUACAAUUUCUGAUGUUCACAUAAAGAUGAAGUGCUUCAGGGCUCAGUUCUCAGAACAUACCCCUGAUGUUAAGUGACAUGACUACACUAGUGAUUUAGAUAUGGCUAACUUAUAGAAAAUUAACUCAGUCAGUGAAGUAUACUGAAUCAGCACUUCUCAAACAUCAAUGUGUAAUGUAGUGAACUGGGGAUCUUCUUACAAAUGCAGAUUCUCAUUCAGUUAUUGUCGGGUGGGGACUGAUUGCAUACUUCUAACAGAUUCCCAAGUGAAGCCUUUACUGUUUGUCCAUGGACUUUACUGUUUUUCACUUCCAUAACAAAACUCUGCUUAACGUAAGUUUUGCAUGUUUAAUAUUUUCAUACAUGGAAACAGAAAGACUACAAUUUCAUAGAGCUUGGAAAUAUUCAGGGAGAGGUGGAGUGGUAAUCUGCAUUAAUAAUGUAAUUCAUUUGUCCAAGGAAAGGAAAAAUGGUUUUUACUCUAAAGUGUCUUUUCUAUUACAUGCUAUGAACAAAAGCAAAAUUCCUCUGCAUAUUAGAACACUUGAAAUAUGUUCUUUAAAAAUAUGGAGACAUUUAUAGGUAAUACCCAUGAAAGAAUUUAUGAAUACCCAAGGACAUAACACUUAACACUGAAUCUUUUACAGCUUAUAUUUUGAGAGGACUUAUAGUUUAUUCAUAAAUCUUCAGUUAUUGUAGAAUAGUUGCUCUUGUUUUCAUUUAUUAUUUAUAAAGCCUGGCCUAACUGAUGUUGAUUCAGUAUUGGAAUUCUGAGUUUGUAAUAUUCUUCACUACCAUAUUGCUACUUGUUAAUCAUUAUGUACAUUACUGUAUCUGUUCAUCUGUCAACUAAAUGCAUUACCUAUAAAGGAAGAAUAAACAUCAUUAGACACCAUGUA
Messenger RNA from Marmota monax (woodchuck), 3410 nucleotides. RefSeq names its product serpin family I member 1 (gene Serpini1). The record is from RefSeq and is a predicted model, not a curated record. Lineage: Eukaryota; Metazoa; Chordata; Mammalia; Rodentia; Sciuridae. The coding region runs from base 525 to 1757 and encodes 410 amino acids. Gene Ontology annotation, biological process: negative regulation of endopeptidase activity. Gene Ontology annotation, molecular function: serine-type endopeptidase inhibitor activity. The transcript has 9 exons.